UAUGGUUUAUCCUCGGGCUGUGACGACGAUGACGUUGUCGUGUCGUCACUUCGAAUUAAAAAAUGGCGGCCGAAUCAAGUAGGCUCGAGUAGCAGCGAGUCGGGGGAGAAGAAAAGAUCUCGCAAUAGUUGGUCAAAAGUAUGCACCAGCACAUUAAGAGGAGGCACCCGGGAGCUGCUUGUGUUAAGGAGAAGACACCAACCACAGGUACCAGUGAUGCUCGCACACAGGGAGAUUUGGAGUCAAGUGUUCCAAAACAAAGUCAGAAGCCAACUAUGUUCAAAAUCGAGGGAAUAACCUGGAAGAGGACACUGUGCCGCAUCCUGGAGGAGCUUAACAAUCGACAGUUUCAAAAACUCUUGAUGGAACAUCUAGAAAAAAUCCCUCAAAGCCUGAAGGUGUCCGUGUCCUGCAGUCAGAUGUCUCAGUUGAUUGUGGAGCAUUACGGCGAGGAGAAGUCCAUCAUCCACAUCCACAAAGCCAUGAAUGACAUUCCCAGGAGAGACGAGGCAGUCAUGUCUCUGCUCCUCCCCUACGUCCACAAGGUCAAAGAGUUGCAGCGGGAGCGAACUGAGGCGAGGAAGCUGAAGAAUGGCACAAGGACGCAGACGAAAACUUCAGCAGAUGUGCCCCCUAGGCGGCAUGCUGAGAAAAUCAAAAGGCCCGCUACUGAUGAUAAAGAUGGGUCAAAAGCUUUGCAGGUCUUGCAACCGGCCCCUGUGGAGCCGUGGAGAAUGAGCAUCCGGGACCUGAAGAGAGGCGACCAGCUAGCCGACAAGGUUCUCGCCUGCAAGGUGGUCAAAAAGACGGCACUGCGCACUUAUCGGACCCAAGACAACACAAAAAAGUGGUUCUUCUACUUGGGUGUGACCGACGGGACGGACAGUAUCAAAGUGAUGGUCUACGGAGGAGACCAGCGCUACCAGGAGCUAGAGGAGGGCAACUACUUCUUCUUCCGAGAUGUACUGAUGGAGAAGGACAUGAUCAAGCUGACCAGUCGCAGCAGCGUGUCCCGGACCACUGCCUUCGCUGUUCCUGAGCGGCUGGAGAUGGAAGCUUGCUUGCUGCUCUCCCCCCAGUGUACACCUGGCUCCAUCGCGCAGGCCAAGAUGGCAGCAGACAAAUCCUUUGUGGGCGUCACAGGCACUGUGAUAGCGAUCGAGCCCCUCAAACACUCCAAGUUUCGCGGCCAGGAGAAAGAAUUCCAAGAGUUGACCCUGAUGGACCGAGCAGACUCCAUUAGUGUCUGCUUGUGGGAGGACGCCGUCAGGCAGCUGGACGGGCUGUCGCUGAUGGACAAGGUCCAGGUGACCAACGUCAAAAAGAAUUGCUUUAGUGGGCGUGUGACACUCGGCUCCACUGUGAACACUCAAAUCUUCAAGGUUGAAUCCACACCCCACCUUUCAGUCCUCUUGGUCGGAAUCAGGAUACACAACAUGUCUAAGAUGCGCCUUGACGCCAAGGUCGACGAUCAGGUGCUGACUCUCAUGGCCGACCCGGCUCUUGUAGCAGAGGCCUGUGGCGAGCAACUGGAUGAUCAUUUUGAAGACAAGCUUCUGAGCAAACUUCCUCUGUCAUCCAUUGUAGAGCUAGCAGGAAAUGAUGUCAAAGCCAUGACAACCAAUACAUAAAUUUUAAUCUGUAAUUCUUGUGUACAAAUUUGAGAUGAUGCAAAGAUGAUGAUGCAAAUUUUCUCCUUCUCUCUCAAGUUUAUUUGCACACGAACACUUCAAUGCACGACUUACUGACAUCCACACUUUCUGUCAUGUUUCUAAGUGGAACAUUUCAUUUCAAGGUUGGGGAAUGAUGUAAUGUCAAACAUUUACACAAAAAAUAAAUAAUGCGACAUUGUUCCCUGGCUGUUUUCAGCCAAUCAGCUUGUCGUUCCGAGAGUGGGGGGUAGGCUUAUUAUGUGACCAUGUAUUCCUGACGUUUGUUGAGACGGACCUGGCACAGC
Doryrhamphus excisus (bluestripe pipefish) is the source of this 1957-nucleotide messenger RNA. RefSeq lists its product as uncharacterized. NCBI's taxonomy places the organism in Eukaryota, Metazoa, Chordata, Actinopteri, Syngnathiformes, Syngnathidae. The record is from RefSeq and is a predicted model, not a curated record.